Thalassophryne amazonica is the source of this 1248-nucleotide messenger RNA. Its product is annotated as solute carrier family 22 member 13-like. NCBI's taxonomy places the organism in Eukaryota, Metazoa, Chordata, Actinopteri, Batrachoidiformes, Batrachoididae. The transcript has 7 exons. The coding region runs from base 1 to 1248 and encodes 415 amino acids. The record is from RefSeq and is a predicted model, not a curated record.
AUGGCUGAUUUUGGAGAGAUCCUCCAAAACAUUGGAGAAUUUGGAAGAUUCCAAAUACUCAAUCUGGUUGUACUUUCCUCUUCAAAUUUUUUCUAUAUUGUUCUCAUAGUUAGUUCUCUGUUUAUCCAGUCAGAUCCAGAGCGACACUGUAACACAGACUGGAUCCUCUGUGCUGAUCCUAACCUGACAGCAGAAGAGCAGCUGAACCUGACCGUGCCCUUGGAGCUGGACGGGACCUACAGCAGGUGUCAGAUGUUUGUCCCUGUCGACUGGGACAUUGAUGCCAUCAGAGAGUUUGGACUCAAAGAAACCACAGGCUGUCAGAAUGGAUGGAAAUACAACAAUACAAUGUACAAGACCACCAUAGUAACUGAUUUUGAUCUUGUUUGUGACAAGUCUCACUUUGUGGAAGUGGCACAAAGUGUAUCCAUGGCUGGUCUUGUUCUUGGUUGUAUUAUUUUUGGACCUUUUGCUGAAUCGUUUGGGCGAGGAACUCUAACUGCACUGGUUUGGAGAUUCUUAUUUACUGUGGUAACAGGACUGUGCCCAAAUGUGUACUUAUAUAUUGCAUCCCAGUUUUUGCAAGGGAUUGGAAAUGGGGGCUAUCAAGUCAACUCUGUUAUUGCUGUCAAAGAUGUGAGCCAAGGAGGCACAAAAGUUAUUUUCAGAUCACCUGUACUGGCCAGAAAUUUCUCCAUCAUAGUACUGACAUGGUUUUCAAUUAACCUUUCCGCCUUCUGCCUGUACUUUGAUAUGGGAAGUCUUGGCUUGAACAUUUUCCUGACACAGCUCCUGUUUGGUGCUAUUGAAAUACCAGCUUACAUUCUUUGCAUAUGGCUGCUGGAGUUUGUGGGGAGAAAGGUGUCGCUCAUGUCAACAGCUCUGACAUCAGUACUCCUUUCUGUGCUCAUCCUAGCUGUUCCUCAAGGAUAUCCCAUUGCUGCUACGUCGCUGGCUGUAGCAACCCGUUUUUUCUUCAUAUUGGGCCUUGGUACAUGUAACGUCUUUGUUCAGGAGCUGUUUCCAACAUCAGUCAGACAAACAGCCACAGGACUUGGAGCAACAGCUGGCAGAUCUGGAGGGAUAUUUGCUCCCCUGGUUAACAUGUUGUCCAGGUUCCACUGGGUCCUACCCAUCACUUUCUUCAGCACCCUCUUGCUAAUCGGUGGAUCCCUCUGCUUCAUUCUUCCUGAGACAAGACACAGAGAGCUCCCUGAGUCAACUGAAGAGGCUGAAAACAACAAGUAA